AUGUUGGCUACAUUGCAUGAGUCAACAGACAUAAUUCAAUCUGAAGUGACACCAAAGAGUCAAAAGCUUCUCAAGAUGCGUAGUACCAUUGCCAUUUCUGCUGUAGCUGUCUCUCUCUUUACAUCUGCCUUCGCUGCAAACUGUAAUCCUUCUUAUAACGUCCCUGGGUCUGGUGAAUGCUAUACAAACUGUAAUAUUAAAGCUGGUCAAAAGUUUGUGCCUGGCUGGACAAUGGAUCACACUUCUGAACUUUUCAUUAAGUCUCUUACCGUCAUGUGCGAUAAAUCUGGUCCUAACUAUGCUAGUUUCAUGACUACUGCCGGUAUCUGUAUGGCUGGCUGCAAGGAUUCCGAUCCUGAAGACUUUAACAAAGAAUUUGCUGGUGCUUGUGCUUGGUGGAAUGCCCACAAGAAUGACAAGUGUGAUUCCAAGACUACUACUACUAGUACUACUACCAAGACUACCACCACGUCCAAGGCUGGUUCGACCUCCACCUCUACCAAGGGCAAUGACACUUCGACAGCAACUAAGACUGGUUCAACAUCUGCUAAUCCAGGAGGCUCCUCUACAGCUACUUCUAGCACCACUACAGCUACUGUAACUCAAACUACGACUAGCGCCGCUACUGGCACUAUUACUUCUUGCCCUACACCCUCUUCUUGCAAGUCUGGUUAUAGAGUGACGAUUGUCAAGAAAGCUGCAUCAAAGGAAAAUGUAAUACUCCUAUCGCCUCCACGUGUUAUUCUGGCUCAAAGGGAAAGAGAAGAGGAGAUGGCUACAAGAACGCCUGCUGCAAGACUAGCGAUGACUGCUGGGAAAGCUGUGUCAAAGGAAAGUGUAACGGUCCCUCUCUUGCCUCAUGCUCUACCGGUUACAGUGGCAAAAAGAAAGGCAAUGGCCCCAAGGAUGCCUGUUGCUCCAGCAGUAGAGACUGCAAAGAAUCUUGCAUUAAAGGAGUAUGUAAUUGAUUUAUUUUAA
Messenger RNA from Rhizopus microsporus ATCC 52813, 978 nucleotides. RefSeq lists its product as uncharacterized. Lineage: Eukaryota; Fungi; Mucoromycota; Mucoromycetes; Mucorales; Rhizopodaceae. The transcript is spliced from 4 exons. Bases 1 to 978 code for a protein of 325 amino acids. The record is from RefSeq and is a predicted model, not a curated record.